AAAUAAUUACAGCUAAGCUUCCAAGCGCCAAUUACUCAAAAUAUCAACAAUACAGCACCUAAUAUCGAAAUAAUUACUCCUUGUUCAUUCGAAUAUUUUAUCUUCAGCUCUUAGAGAACAUGAUCAUUUAUAGUUACUUUUAUUAGUUAUAUCUGUGAAAAUUCAGAAUCUGUAAAAAUGUCGGAACAAGGCAGUGUGUUUGUGUACAACGUACGCGGCCUCGUCGAAAGUGGCUACGACUUCGACGGCGACGACCUGAGCGUCAGUUACUGCUACACAUUCGGACAAGACUGGCAACUGGUAGCGGGGCUGGAGGAAGGAGUCUCUCAGGUUACACGUCUCGGCUUCGGCCCAGAUCGGCACUUUGUAUGGAACUUCCCUCUGGACGUUACCUUCUCUUCGACUAAUCCAUAUGGAUGGCCUCAGUUGGUUCUGUACGUUUACGGGAAAGACUUUUUCGGCACGGACAUCGUACGUGGUUACUCAGCCGUUCAUAUGCCCAUCUGUCCGGGGCAACACGCACGCAGGUUGGACUGCUUCGUACCGUCAUCAGCAUCGCUGCUGCAGAGGGCGAUCGCUUGGCUCACCGGCAACACGCCUGAGUUCCUCGACCCGAAGAUGGUGGCUCAAGCCCGAGGCCGAGAAGUUACACGAGUUGAGUCGCAAGGACACAUUAACGUGACUUUCAACGUAACAAUGAAGGAUUUGGGCAAACUUGGCUACGACUGCGGGGUGGUGUCACUGGGUUCCUUAACCACCAGUGCACUGUUAGCUGCUGUUCUGGAGGCUCGUGGAGUAAAUUCAACUGCAGAACUAAAAUCAGGAAACAACGCCAAGAAAAUAUCUGCUGGUCGAGGAACGGCAGAAGAAAAAGAUGACAACUCGGAGACAGGGAAACGAUCGAAGGAGAAAAACAAAGGGUAUUUUGAUACGAACGAACAGGCGACUAGGAGGAGAGGCUUGUUCGCUCAGUAUCCGUCUGGAAGUUCAGAGAAUAAAGUGCAGGAUCGUGGUCUUGUGAUGGUAAGUGGGAAAAGAUUUAAUGACUCAGCCGAGGCGAGCACGUCAGGAGUGCGCAAAUCCGAGAUUAGUUCAACAGCGAUUGUACACGCUGAAAGUUCCUCACAUGGACUGACUGUUGAAGACGCCACGGACGAGGAUACGAGCUCAGACGACACGGACGACAGUCAAGCUAAACUACACAAGGAAAGUGCAUCGAAGAUGAGAGGAAUCGAUAACCUUUCACAUGACUGGAACAAUCCCGACCGCGAAACCUCGCAACCAUCCUCCAGAAGAAAAUCUUCGAAAUCUAAGUCGCGGCAAUCAAGUCCCGAAAAAGAAUCCAGCGCAAGAAAAUCAAACGAAUCUGGAGUGGUGUUUUCGAAAGAGUCUGGUAUCAAAUUCGUCUCCUCGCCAGAGGACAACGUCAGGAAAAACAAAGGUGUCACUGCGAAGACCACGCGAAGGGCAAGCACCGAACAGUUGAGCAGUCGCAAAGAGACAUCCGACACCGUAGCGUUGGAGUUAAGCAAGCCUCGCAAGUUGAGUGCUAGCGCUAUUCCAGAUAAUCCAGCGACUGGAAUCACCACUUUGUUUUCAGCGAGCAGAAAUGCGCCUCAACCUCUUGCACGCAAACAAGUCCUCCAACCCAUUGCUCUGAAGAAACCACUCCCUAGAAUCGAAGACGAUGGGUGAAUAAUCAUAAUUCGACUUUUUGUAUAAAGACUAUUUGAAUAAAUACGAAAGCUCACAUGAUAAAUCUAAGAAAUUAUGUACGACGUGCAAACGGUCUCUUGCCCUCAUUUUAAAUUUUAUCUAAAUUAAUUUAUAAGGUGGCCAAUGUCACAGUAAGUAAAGGUUUAUAUUUCAUCAAUCUCUUGACAUAUUUCUUCUGCGUGUACAAGCCCUUAAUACCAAAUUUUUUUUCAAAUUUUGAAGUGGGAAUUUCGACGCCGACGAGUAAUUUGUUGUAUGACUUCGAGGCAAGGGUAGGUGGUCAAAAAAUUUAAUUUUACAAGUUAAUUUACUUGUAACAAGGAAAUGAACAAAUGCAUAUCAUUGAGUACACGCUAAGUUUUUCAAAAUUACAACGCCUGAUGAAUACUAGAGAAUUACAAGAGAGUUUGGGAGAUUGUCUUCGUGAACUUUCAUCGCACUGAACUCCUAGGAGGUCUUUUGUAUGCAAAUUCACAUCAUUAUAUUGAGAAGUAAAUAGUAUCGUAAAAGUAAAAAAUAUGUAAUUUUCAACUGCUCGGAAAGUUUU
Molecule: messenger RNA, 2263 nt
Organism: Hyalella azteca
Lineage: Eukaryota; Metazoa; Arthropoda; Malacostraca; Amphipoda; Hyalellidae
Gene: B9d1
Exons: 5
Coding region: 178-1695 (505 amino acids)
Biological process (GO): cilium assembly
Cellular component (GO): MKS complex
Source: RefSeq, a predicted model, not a curated record